Blepharisma stoltei is the source of this 1811-nucleotide messenger RNA. Lineage: Eukaryota; Ciliophora; Heterotrichea; Heterotrichida; Blepharismidae. The record is from the annotation of a GenBank genome assembly.
AUGCAACCAUUAAGCUCGAUAGGAGAAUUACUCAAUUUAUGUAGUUCAACUACUGAUGAAUUAGGACAAUUUAGUAAAUUGUAUGCAGAUUUGAUUUUAACAAGCAAUUUAGAAAGUUUUUCUGAUAAAGAAUUAUUUCAACUAAGCGAUUUGCUUAUCAGUAUAUUGAUAAAACUAAAAGAGAGAGGAUUACUUGAAAAUUACGUAAGGAGUUGCUUUUGCCAUAAUCAAAAUAUUUUUUCUUCCUUAUUUAUUUUGUCAGAAUUUGCUUUAAUUGAUUGAAGUUUGCCUAUAAGUAUAUUUCCAGUCCAGAAUUUAGUUGAAUUUUUAAUUUCAAGUGAUAUGAAACUCUGCAAACAAUCUUUAAAACUAUUAAUAAAUUUAGCAUCUCAUAAAGAACCUCGAUUUCAAAUAUCAGCUAUUUUAGCCAAUUUAAAUGAAGAAAUAUUAAAAUCUCUUAAUCCUGACAUAGAACCUUUGUUGAUUCUGCUUCUUGCAAAGCUUUCAACCACAUCAAUUUUGAACAGGACUUCAAGUUUAAUAGAUUUUGCAAACAUAUCAAAAUACCUUCUAGAUGGAAACCAAAAUAGAAAAAUUAUUUUAGAGUCACUCUGCUAUUUGACAUUUCACUUUGAAUUUAAAAUUAAGUGCCUUAGUUAUAUUGAUUUAAUUCUAGAAACAAAGAAAUUUUCUUAUUUGCCAACAAUUAUGAAAAAUUUAGUUAUAAGCAAAGAAGAUGAAUGAAUUUUCCAUGAUAAAAGAAAAGAAAUUACACAUGAAGAGACUAAGCUAAUCCACAAUACCUUGAAAAAUUUUGUUUUAUUGAAUGAUGAUUAUGAUUCUGGGCCUAAAGAUGAAAUCUUAAGGAUAAGAAGUUUAUUAAACUCAAAAAAUUCUCAGGCAGCUUUAUUAGGGCUGUUUAUAACAGCAAAUAAAAAAAAUAUUUCAAACUUUUCUAAAAUUGACCUUAUUUAUUUUUUAUUUGUCAUGAGUGAAAAUAGAGAAAUGAGGAUUCCUAUAUUACAAUAUGGAGGUAUUAAUUUUCUAAUAAAAGGCAGCGCUUUAAAGCCUGUAAUUGCUGGGCACACUAUAGCUAGGCUUUUGAUCUUUACAAAUCCAUCAAGCCUUAAUUACGAAGUAUUGAUUGAUUCUAUUCCUUUGCUCCUUAAGUCUCUUGAAAAUGCAUGGCAUCAACUCACUGAAUUUGAAGUUUUAUUAGCUCUUACGAAUUUAGCAAGUUUUAAUGAAAAUAUUAGGGAGGCUUUAUUGAGUCAUGGAGGUUGAGAAAUUGCUUUUAAUAUGAUUAAUAGCGAAAACGUUAUGAUUCAAAGAAGCUCUUGUGAAUUGAUUUCAAAUCUAGUCAUGAGUGAAAAGGUUAUUAAUGAUUUAUUAGCAAGAAAGAAAAAUAAGAAUAUUGAAGCAUUAGUUUUAUUAUUAGAUUCAGGUGAUAUACAAAUUAUUUCAGCAAUUUUAGGAACUUUAGCAAAUAUAUCAAGAUUCGAUGGGCUGCAUUAUAUUUUUAAAGAAAAUUUGACACAGACACUUGAGAAAUUCCUAGAGAAUAUUACAGAUAUCCCAGUUAUCGCAAGAAUUUUGUCGAUUAUUUCUCAUGUUCCUUCAAUUUAUAACACAAAACUAGAAAACCAUAUAAGAAGCAUAACAGAACCAUCACUCCAAAAGUAUACUGAAUUUAUACCUCAUUUAAAUGAAAUAAGAAACCAAUAAUUAGACAAGAAAAAUAAAAUUACCAUCCUACAUUCUUGCUUAAUUCAUCCAAAAAAUAUAUUAUAAACAUUCAUAAAACUUAUUAA